Molecule: messenger RNA, 2492 nt
Organism: Salmo salar (Atlantic salmon)
Lineage: Eukaryota; Metazoa; Chordata; Actinopteri; Salmoniformes; Salmonidae
Source: RefSeq, a predicted model, not a curated record
AAGAUAUAUAUAAGGGACACGACAGGACAAAGACGUCUGACUGCUACGCCAUCUUGGAAAUAGAAAAUAAAAAUUGUAAUAAUAUGUAGUCAGAGAAGAGGGCCAACUCUUAGAAGGCUAGUAAUAAGAAAUAGUUAUAGUAGGGCCAACUCUUAGAAGGCGAGUAAUAAUAUGUAGUUAGAGAAGAGGGCCAACUCGUUGAAGGCUAGUAAUAAUAUAUAGUUAUAGUAGGGCCAACUCUUAGAAGCCUAGAAAUAAUAUAUAGUUAUAGUAGGGCCAACUCUCAGAAGGCUAGUAAUAAUAUAUUGUUAUAGUAGGGCCAACUCUUAGAAGGCUAGUAAUAAUAUGUUGUUAUAGUAGGGCCAACUCUCAGAAGGCUAGUAAUAAUAUAUUGUUAUAGUAGGGCCAACUCUUAGAAGGCCAGUAAUAAUAUAUAGUUAGAGAAGGGGGCCAACUUUUUGAAGGCUAGUUGUUGAGCUGAAUAUCAGGAGUGAGUCAAUGAACUACACUUCCCAGAGUGCACCAGCAGCAGCAAACCGGCUGCUUGUCACCUGAUCAAUCAUUUUCACUUAUUUGGAGCACCUGUGAAGGCAUGGAGGGCGUCAGUCAUUCAGAAGAACAAACUUCAGAGGGAAAACUCCAAGUUCACUCACAGGUUCAGUCCAAAGACGCCAAUGGGUCCUGAAAAUCGGAACGGUGGGAUGGUACCAUGACAACGUGCGCACCCGUUUCAAGCGUUUCGGCAGUGCCAAGGUGAUGAAGUCUCUUUACAAGCGACUCAACGGAGAGGGCACCCGUCGUGACAGUGACACACAAAGCAUGCCCGAUUUCCGCAAUGAUAGGUACAAUGGUCAUGAUGAGGACUAUGCAGAAGCAGAAGCUCAGCGAUACAAAAUGAUGCGAAAGAACAAGCGUCUGCUCUCUGUUCAUCCCAUGGACUUGGAUGUGGAUAUAGAAGAGUAUUUUCCACCCCACUCUCGCACUCACUCUCGUCGACAAUCCUACCAGCAGAUCCAGGAGGAGCGAGGCGGUGGUCACCGUGGUGACAUGGAGUACAUGGAUUCCAUGCAGCAACAACAACACCACCGCAUGAACCGUAGGAAGAGCCUGGAUAGGUACAACAUGCGCCCCGACGAUGGGCAGUAUGGGAUGGUGCGUGCCCGCUCCCUGUCCAAGAUCAGCUCCUCUAUGAACCGCCAGCACUAUGUGGACACGUCAGAGGAGGAGGAAGGAGGGCGCAACACCAUGUACCAGACCCCCUAUCGCCGACGCCCUUCCUACAGCCGAGUUGGCUCUCACGAGAACAUGCAGCUCCCAACACAGCCACCGGUCAAUGCGCUAAACAAGCGCAUGUCUGCCAUAGAGAGUCUCCUGAACCGGCUGGAGUCCAAGAUGACUCUACCCCCCGACGAUGAGGCGACGUCCCCGACCGCUACACAGAUAGAGGAGGAGAAGCUGAGGAGGAAGCUGAGCGAGCUGGCGGGGAACAUCAGUGUUCCCUCCUCCGACGAGGAAGCAGGAGGGGGGAAGAAGACCCCUUUAUUAAAGAGGGCCGCUGUGAAGAGUAACCUCCCUGUCCUCCCCCUGGAGCCCCUCAGCUCCUCCAGCGAUGAGGGGCCCACUGAGGCUCAGCAGAGAUCCACUGCGGCGGCCCUCUGUGACAUCACCAAAGAGUUUCUAAGAACCAUUAAUGCCGCUGAAAGCGCAAUGAACGAGUACUUCCCCUCAAUAACGUCUAAUGACAGCCCCAUGAUAAUUGACGUGGCUGACGUAAGGAAAGCAGCUGAGUCUUACAGAGAACUUGAGGAAAAUGUGUACAUGACCUCAGGGAAGUCUUUUGACCUGGAGAAGAAGCUGAGGCAUCUGGAGCAGAGUGCCAAGAACCGCUUCGGAGGGGCCACAGACUCGGAGCUCUCUGACCUGGAGGACGUGGUGGCCCUGACUGCACAUCGGGUCCAGAGCACUGAAAGUGAGGUGUCUGAUUUGGAGAACAAGCUUGCUGCUCUAAGUGCCUCAGGGAAGAAAAAGAUAUCAGGCUCGCAGAACAGGAAAAGGUUUAACCAAGACUUCCCCACAAAACCCAGCAACGGCUCAGGAUCCCUACGGAAAUCCAGUCACAUGUAAAGGACUGUAUGACGAAUAAGCCCAAUGAUACUGUAUGUAUUAUCUUAGUUACUGAAAUAUACCUUAAACCUUAUCUGUCACUGAUCCACUGUAUAUCUGAUGUCACUCUCAUAUCCAGAUUGUUACAGUAUGUUAAUGAUAUAUCCACACCCACAAUGCACAGCAGUUAUGUGCUGUAAAAGCAGGCUACACCAUAGCUAUGUUCAAUGCAAAAAUAACCCUGGUUUACUGCCUGAAAAUCAUACGCAUUCUAAAGUAUCCUCUCAGUGUCAAUGUAUCUGAUGUCUAAACUCAUGAAAUGAUCUGAUGUGAUUGGUCAAAAAGGGCAAUUUGUGGAAAAAAUAUCAGAAUUGGGCUUCCUGCUGGAA